Molecule: messenger RNA, 1325 nt
Organism: Papilio xuthus (Asian swallowtail)
Lineage: Eukaryota; Metazoa; Arthropoda; Insecta; Lepidoptera; Papilionidae
Gene: Pex11ab
Product: peroxisomal biogenesis factor 11ab
Exons: 4
Coding region: 205-921 (238 amino acids)
Biological process (GO): peroxisome fission
Cellular component (GO): peroxisomal membrane
Source: RefSeq, a predicted model, not a curated record
UUUUCCUUAUUUUUAUAGGCCAUUUGACAAGUCCAAAAGUACAAGUGUUUUGAUCAGUUUUGGUUGUUACUUAUGCUUAUAUUUAAUAACAAAUUAUAAAUUUACUCCAUAUCAGACAUAUUUUUGAAUUCCCGAAACUCUUAAUUCGGAAAUACCUUUUCUAUACUAUGUGGAUACUACUGAAUUAAUAUUGCUUUACAUACAAUGGAUAUUAUAAUUAAAGUAAACAAUCAAUCAGUGGGAAGAGACAAAAUAGCCAGGUUGUUGCAAUAUACAAGUCGGCUCGUUUGGCAUCAGCUUGAAUCCAGAAAUGCUAAUAAGUAUUCUGUUGACAGAGUAAAAAGUUUAGAAAAUACUCUAAGUUCAUUUAGAAAAGUUCUUCGACUAGGACGGUGUGUAGAUAUUUUCUAUAAUGCACUCAGCACCAUAAAUAUUGAAGAUCCAAUCUUACGAUUUACUCUAACAGCAAGUAAAUUAGCACAUGCCUUAUACCUGUAUGCGGACCACAUAGUAUGGUUAUCGAAAAAUGGUUUUCUAAAGUCUGAUUCAAACGGCUGGAGUCAGACAGCAAACAGAUUCUGGCUGUUAUCAAUUAUUGCAAACUUAGCAAGAGAUUUUUAUGAAAUACUACAUAUUUUAGAUUUUAAAAAAUCUAUGUUUCUAAAACCUUCAGACUUGAUUAACGUUCCUGUGAGAAAUUUCGAUUUUAAUUCUAGUUUGAAACACCUCUAUGCAAUUCUACAUUGUCAUAAAGAUAUAUUUAUUGAUACUGCCAAAAAUUCUUGUGAUUUAUUCAUUCCAUUGACUGCAUUAGGAUAUACAAAAUUGAGUCCGAGCACAGUUGGGGUGUUAGGAGCUAUGUCAUCUCUUGCUGCAUUGGUUACUUUAGUAAAACCUAUCACAAAAUUAGUGCCAGCUUGAAUAAAUCAUAUACAUAACAAGGGUAAACUGAUAUAGUAAUUUUAUUGUUGGUAUACACCUUUGUCAUAAACAUUAUGUAUGUGAUGAUUUCUUUAAUUUCGACUUUUUACAUACAGUUUUUUUUGUUAAUUAUUAAAAAAAAAACAAAGAUGUAUUAUUUCUAGUAGUUAUAUUGGUACUGGGAUAUUUUUAAUUUAGUAGCAAUUAUUGUGUUAUUGUUUUCCUUACUAUACUAUUUGUGAAGAACCUACCAUUUUGUGUAAUAAAAUUUAAUUGAUAUAAUUUUGAACGAUUAAGGAAUAUAGUCACUUAUUGGGCCAAUUAUUAUUUAAAAUAUGUUUUUUGAUAUUUUAAGUGUUAUUUUAUAACGAAUAUCAAGAAAAGUUGUGUUAUUUUGAAAACUU